Messenger RNA from Thunnus maccoyii (southern bluefin tuna), 1298 nucleotides. RefSeq names its product interleukin 10 (gene il10). Gene Ontology annotation, molecular function: cytokine activity. Gene Ontology annotation, biological process: immune response. Lineage: Eukaryota; Metazoa; Chordata; Actinopteri; Scombriformes; Scombridae. Bases 208 to 954 code for a protein of 248 amino acids. Gene Ontology annotation, cellular component: extracellular region. The transcript is spliced from 5 exons. The record is from RefSeq and is a predicted model, not a curated record.
CCAAACUUUUUUUUUCCUUGAGAGCUCAAGAUCUUGCAAUCUAUUAAUAGUACCAGCCCAUCUCAUGGGAGGAUUAGUCCAUGUGUGAUGUAUGAUUCUCAAGAAAAAAAAUCCCCCGCAUGUAUGAAGCAUGUUUAACCGUUUCUCUUCCAGUCAGUCUCCUCCCUCAGGUGUCUGUCACAAUUUGGCUAUAUAUUAAGACACGAGAUGGUCCAGAAAUAUGCACUUGUCUCUUCUGAACUCUUCAGCAAGAUACCAACAAGAAGAAUUCUCCUCUCAGAGGUCUCAUCUACGUCCACUGAGUCCAUUGAACCAGCAGCAUCUUCUACUCCUGAGGACCGACUCUUCCUUUCUCUCCAGCCAGAAGACUUCAGCAGCUUGUCCACCAGCAUGACUCCUCGAUCUCUCCUCAUGUCCGUCUUGGUUCUCUUGUCGUUCUUCAGCAAUGCUUGGUCCACUCCAACUUGCAACAACCAGUGCUGUCGUUUUGUGGAGAGCUUCCCUGUCAGGCUCAAGAAGCUGCGAGAGGACUAUUCCCAGAUCAGAGACUUUUAUGAGGCAAAUGAUGACCUGGACGAAGCGCUGCUAGACCAGUCAGUCGAGGACUCUUUUAAAAGCCCGUUUGCCUGCCACACCAUGAACAGCAUACUGGAGUUUUACCUGAGCACGGUUCUGCCGACAGCCGUGGCCGGAGUGACGGAGGACACAAAGAACCUAAAGCCCCACAUGGAGUCCAUACAGCAGAUCUUCGACCAGCUCAAGGCUGAUGUCACCAAAUGUAGACAUUAUUUCCACUGCAAGCAGCAUUUUGACAUCAGAAACAUUAACUCUACAUACACUCAGAUGGAGAAUAAAGGUCUUUAUAAGGCUAUGGGCGAACUGGGUCUGCUGUUUAACUACAUUGAGACAUAUCUGGCUUCUAAACGGAGCACAAGCCAUGGGGCCUCUGCUUGAAGACCUGAUGACCCUAAUCAAAACACAAUCUUGUUCAUCUCAGGAAAGAAAAGAUAGUCAUACACUCUUGCACUCAUUUGCAUUCAACACAUUGUUUACAGUGGUAUGACUGUUGCUUGAUGAUGGUUUACUUUCAUAAACUGAUGCUUAACGGAUGUCUUUAUAGUUUUGAGACUAGAUAGACAAGAUACUCCUUUGUCCUGAGGACAAGUUUCUGUUUGGAAUCAUAUUGAGUCCUACCCAUAUGAAGUCACAACCAAAAGUGCCAAAGCUGUGUUAUUUAUUUUAAUUAUGUAUUUUGGUAUUUAUUUUAUGUUUUGUAUUGUUUCAGAUGAAUAAAUGAC